This is a messenger RNA of Pseudo-nitzschia multistriata, 1659 nucleotides long. The record is from the annotation of a GenBank genome assembly. Lineage: Eukaryota; Bacillariophyta; Bacillariophyceae; Bacillariales; Bacillariaceae.
CARAAAGAAAUGACACRCUCGAUGCAACCGAUGAGACGCUCAAYGAUGGAGAAAAGCAGCCGCAUGGUCAGCUUGGUGUUCAUCGCAUCGAUGGGAAUGUCGAUGACCUUUUUGCUGUGCACCUUGCCCCACCGGAUAGAAAUCACGAUGGRAACACCAUUACCAAUYCAGAGCAUGAAUGUUCCGAUGGAGCUAUUAUUGGACAAUCCCCAUUCUWUUUCGCAGACGACUCUCCGCGGAUCCAAUGCUAGCACUUUCUUCCAUCCUCCACUAACGUCACUUCGUAGUACCGAGACCGACAGUGACGAUUCUACCGUACUUCUCUGUWUGGAUCACCAGCCCAGUGUGAUAGGAGACACAAUMAAGCAGGGAUCGGAUCCUUCKAAGCGCUUGAUGGAGCAUCAGAGUGCCGAUAACUGCGGUCGGUUGCGGAGAAAUUGGYUGCACAACCCGCCUCUCUCCGAGCACGCCAGAAACAUAGAAGCUCAUCAGUCGGAUUGCUCCCUGCCACUCGCCACCCACCAUUUCGACAACACCUUUGGUUUAGGCAGCCAUAUCAUYCUCUGGGGACAGGCCAUGUGCAACGGAAUGGAAACUAGGUUUCGAAUGCGGUCGCACGCGCCACUUUGGCUCUGGCUAGACCAGGAGCACUGUGACAUGCAGCAAGAGGCCGUUGUGUCACCUCUGCUUUGUUACUUUCCAUCAUCCGAAGAUCGAUGUUCAGAGUUUCAGAAUCAGCAAGAAAUCCUCGGAUCCGUGGAUGCUGGUGCGAUGACGACAACAGGGGGAAGAAAACUGCCUGUCGAUUCUGACAGCAGCYACRAGGUCGGGGAGUUAUCUCUYGAGAAAAACAUUACUGAUCCUCGRAAUAAAGCCGAUUGGUGUGGAAUGGCAAAAGAGUCCGAAGAAUCCAAGGCGGCACUACGGGCGUCGUCYACCGAAUAUUUGUUUCAAAGCGUGAGCCCUUUGGUGAUUCGAGAAGCAAAGCGACAAAUUGGUGUCCUGUUUCCUGGCGGUGUUGUUCCGGAAGACUUGGUCACGGUCCACAUUCGAUGGGGCGACAAAUUCUGGGAAAUGGAUUUACCGCCGAUACAAGAAUACAUCGACGGGGUUCAUUCAAUCCUAUCCCAUCGCGCAUCGAAUGCGAAGGCAAAUACAACAAACCAUGCGAAUGUGACGGAAGCCAACAUAUAUCUAGCAACGGAAGAUCCCAGAGCGCACCAGGAAUUCAUGGACGCAAAACCCGACGGMUGGAAGGUUUACGCCGACAUUACGUUGCUCGAAAUCAAUGCCUUUCGGCCCACGAAGGGAAAUCGUGCCAGCUGGGCGGCACGGAACACUAGGGGACGGAGCGGACUAGUGGCGUUGGCAUCUCUCCUCGUAGCGAUGGAGGCCAAUAUGUUUGUGCUGACCACCAAGAGCAACUGGAGCACCAUCAUGAAUCACCUGAGGACCAAUAUMGUGGAUCCGAGGUGCRGCAAUUGCACAAGCAUGGUAGACCUACGGCCGGGWWUUUGGUAGAAACAAUUUUAAAAUAUGGACAUGUUAWUCGUUCAAAUUCAGUCCUGCUGUCAUGAGCAUGAAGGGUUGAUGGGUGUGGUUCCAUUUUUCUAUUCAAGGAAAAUCAUUUCAUGGAUCCCAUCGCCACACAUAAGGACU